Messenger RNA from Suhomyces tanzawaensis NRRL Y-17324, 972 nucleotides. RefSeq names its product Pho100p (gene PHO100). The transcript has a single exon. Bases 1 to 972 code for a protein of 323 amino acids. Gene Ontology annotation, molecular function: nucleotidase activity. NCBI's taxonomy places the organism in Eukaryota, Fungi, Ascomycota, Pichiomycetes, Serinales, Debaryomycetaceae. The record is from RefSeq and is a predicted model, not a curated record.
AUGCAAUUCCCAGCUAUCUUCUACUUCCUCUUGGCCACCGUCGUCGCUAAGAACAUCUUGUUGACCAACGAUGAUUCUUGGAUUUCCACCAACAUCAGAGCCACCUACUACAAGUUGAAGGAGGCCGGCCACACCGUCUACUUGGUUGCCCCAGCCAACCAAAGAUCCGGUUUCGGUGGUAGAUUCGAGGUUCCAACCUCCAACAAGUUGACUGUCGAUGGUGAAUUCGGUUAUGUCAAGGCCGGUGACCCAGCUUGGGGCCACGAACCUAACGACGACCACAUCUGGUACUUCGGUGGCUCCCCAGCCUCCAGUGUUGCUUUCGCCUUGAAGUACGUCCUCCCAGUCCACUUCAAGACCAACGACACCAUCGACUUGGUUGUUGCUGGUCCUAACGAAGGUACCAACUUGUCCCCAGGUCUCUUCACCAUCUCCGGUACCAUUGGUGGUACUGUUGCUGCUGUCUACAGAGGUCUUCCAGCCGUCGGUUUCUCCGGUUCUAACGGUAACAAUACCCUUUACUCCGACUUCUUGGACUUGUCUGACGAAUUGGAGCCAUCCACCAUCUACGCCAACAAGGUUGUUGAAUUUGUCGAUGAGCUUUUCAAGGCCCAAGGUAACAACGACAGAGCCUUGCCAUUGGGUGUCGGUCUUAACGUCAACAUGCCAGACGUUGGUUACCGUAACGAAUCCUGUACCAACCCUAAGUGGACUUCUACCAGACUUACUGGUCACAACGCUUACGCCCCAGACUUGCUUUACGAUGCCGACAAGCAAAUCUUCAGCUACCACACCAGCACCUUGGAUGCUCUCACUGUCUGUGCCAACGGUGACUGUACCUUGCCAUCUGAAACCGACAUUGUCGAACACACCAAGUGUCAAUCUUCCGUGUCUGUUUUCAACAUUGACUACGAUGCCAACGCUGCCUUGACCGAGCAAACCAACGAACUCUUGAAGCCAUUGUUUGCUUAA